Molecule: messenger RNA, 3539 nt
Organism: Mytilinidion resinicola
Lineage: Eukaryota; Fungi; Ascomycota; Dothideomycetes; Mytilinidiales; Mytilinidiaceae
Product: Adaptor protein complex AP-2 alpha subunit
Exons: 8
Coding region: 332-3223 (963 amino acids)
Biological process (GO): clathrin-dependent endocytosis; intracellular protein transport
Cellular component (GO): AP-2 adaptor complex; membrane coat
Molecular function (GO): clathrin-cargo adaptor activity
Source: RefSeq, a predicted model, not a curated record
CUAACGAAGUACUCUGAGGCCAUCGCCAUCUAGUCGUACAUACGUCCUCCACACACGCCAACUUAGACCAGCUACCCGCUGCCCUCGACCACGUCCUCGACCCGCAUGCGCCCUCUGCUUAGAUGAUUGACUCUCUGACAGCGAAUCCUGCGACCGCCCCCGUCCUCGAGCAUCCCCUCCUCCUCACCUCCGCCCUGACCAACCCUGUGUAAACAACACCUCAAUCGCCCACGAACGCCUCGGACCGGCCGUUGCAACUGCGCUGACUGCCUACUUCCCCGGCGGUGGCCGCCCGCCUUCCAUCUUCAAGAGGCCAGGAGAGACCGGCAAGAUGGCUUCUGGAGCGGGUGCAGGAGGCUUGUUCAGCCGGAGCAGCUCGGGCAAUGUCCCGACUAUGCGUGGCCUGGUCUCAUUCAUUGCCGAUUUGCGGAAUGCGCGAGCGCGAGAGCUGGAGGAGAAGAGGAUUAAUAAGGAAUUGGCAAACAUACGGCAAAAGUUCAGAGAUGGCAAUUUGAACGGUUACUCCAAAAAGAAAUACGUCUGCAAGCUUUUGUACAUAUACAUCCUUGGGUGGAAUGUUGAUUUCGGACACCUCGAAGCGGUCAACCUCAUUUCAGCGACAAAAUAUUCGGAAAAGCAGAUUGGAUAUCUCGCAGUCACUUUGUUCCUACACGAGGAGCACGAGCUCUUACACCUGGUUGUCAAUAGCAUAAGGAAGGAUUUGCUGGAUCAUAAUGAGUUGAACAAUUGCUUGGCAUUGCAUGCGAUUGCCAACGUUGGUGGCAAGGAAAUGGGAGAGGCCCUGAGUCAGGAUGUUCAUCGUCUACUCAUCUCGCCGGCUUCCAAGGCGUUUGUGAAGAAGAAGGCGGCCUUGACCCUCUUGAGGCUGUACCGGAAGUUCCCAGGGAUUGUGCAACAGGAAUGGGCGGAACGAAUAAUAUCUCUCAUGGACGAUUCGGACAUGGGAGUUGCGCUCUCAGUAACUUCUCUGGUCAUGGCUCUUGUCCAAGAGAACCCGGAACAGUACAAAGGAAGCUACGUCAAGGCUGCUCGACGAUUAAAGAAGAUCGUUGUCGAUAAUGACUGUGCGGAAGGCUAUUUCUAUUACAAAGUGCCUUGCCCGUGGAUCCAAGUCAAGCUGUUGAAACUUCUCCAAUAUUAUCCUCCGCCCGAGGACACGCAUAUUCGAAAUCUAAUCAGGGAAUCACUACAGCGUAUAAUGGACUCGGCUAUGGAAAUGCCGAAGAACGUGCAACAGAACAACGCUCAGAAUGCUGUGCUGUUCGAAGCCAUCAAUCUGGUUAUCCACCUCGACACCGAACAGGAUCUAAUGGUACAGAUCUCAACGCGACUUGGAAAGUUUAUUGCGUCCCGCGAAACUAACGUUCGAUACCUCGGGCUCGAGGCCAUGACACAUCUUGCAGCUCGAUCAGAAACUCUAGACCCCAUCAAGAAACACCAAAGCAUCAUCAUCGGAUCUCUGAGGGACAGGGAUAUCAGUGUCCGAAGGCAAGGUCUCGAUCUGCUUUACAGCAUGUGCGACCCUACGAAUUCUCAGGCUAUCGUCUCGGAGCUACUGAAAUACCUUCAAACCGCCGAUUACGCGAUACGAGAAGAGAUGGUGCUGAAGAUUGCUAUUCUAACGGAGAAGUACGCCACAGACAUACAGUGGUAUGUGGACAUAUCUUUGAGGUUGAUUGCAAUGGCCGGCGACCAUGUCAGCGAUGAGGUGUGGCAGAGAGUCAUCCAAAUCGUGACAAACAACGAAGAGCUACAAGUCUACGCAGCUCAAAAUAUUCUGCAAUACAUUAAGUCCGAUUGCCACGAAACUUUGGUAAAAAUUGGCGGAUAUUUACUUGGAGAAUUCGGCCAUUUGAUUGCAGACACCAAGGGGUGCAGUCCUAUUGAGCAAUUCAUGGCGCUACAUGGCAAAAUGCGAAGCUGCUCUGGGAGCACAAGGGCGAUUUUGUUGUCGUCGUUCAUCAAGUUUGUCAAUUUGUUCCCGGAAAUUAAACCUCAACUACUACAAGCUUUCCGGGCUUUCAGUCACUCCUUGGACUCGGAGCUACAGCAAAGAGCCUGCGAAUACCUAGCUUUAGCUUCUCUGCCAACAGAUGACUUGUUACGAACGGUCUGCGACGAAAUGCCUCCCUUCCCAGAACGCGCCUCGGCCCUGCUAUCCCGUUUACACCAGAAGCAUUCAACGACCAGCGACAAGCGGACCUGGGUAGUUGGAGGACGAGAUGCCAAUGCGGAUCCAAAGGAAUUUAACCUCGUCCAGAAUACUGGAUUGAAGAGAAGCUUCACAAACGCGGCACCUCUCCGAAAGGACAGCAAAUCGGCCGCACCAAAUGGAUCAAAUGGGACCAAUGGGACGACACUGUCUAGAACUACAAGCGAUCUAGCAGGUCUCGAUAUGAACAUCGACACCAACAAAGUCCUCAAAGCCCCUAAUCUCGCCAGCGCUGCCCAUCUCAGCCCAGACUGGGAGAUUGGCUACAACCGUCUACUCCUUCGGCCCGAAGGUGUGCUUUACGAAGAUGCGCAGAUUCAAAUUGGCCUGCGGACCGAAUAUCGCGGUGAACUUGGUUGCGUAAUUCUCUACUUCACGAACAAGUCCUCCUUCCCUAUGGGCUCAUUCACGACAACGCUGGACAAUCCAUCUGUUGAAACUCUUAAGACGGAUAUCAAGGGCCUCCCGGACACGGUCAUCCCACCCGAGGGCCAGACGCAGCAAAUGAUCAUGUUCGAAUCUAAGAAUGUCUUCACCGAAGCUCCUACCAUCCGAAUAUCUUAUCUCGCCGGCGCGCUGCAAGCCUUGACUCUCAAGCUCCCUGUCGUAUUGCACAAGUACAUGGACGCGGCUGAGCUAUCUGGCGACGACUUCUUCAAGCGCUGGAAACAGAUUGGUGGUGCACCACGCGAGGCACAAGGUGUCUUCGGGCUAGCUGUCAAAGGGCGUACGACUAGCAUGGAGUGGACGCGGAAAGUGGUUGCGGGUUUCAAGUGGGGAAUUCUAGAUGGCGUAGACCCGAACAGCAGAAACAUCGUCGGUGCUACGGUGCUGCAUACGAAAGAGGGCAAAUUUGGAUGCUUGCUUCGCUUGGAGCCAAAUUUCGAGACUAUGAUGUACCGCAUCACCGUCCGCGCCACGGACGAAUCGGUCCCGCCCAUACUCAUGAAGAUCAUGGAGGAGCGGCUCGCGCAAGGCAUGGAGGGCUAGAUAUGCGGGAGGCAACAUGUUGAGACAUGCGAAAUGGCGGGCAUUUUAUUAGCUGUAUGUAAUAGGGCUCAGUGCAAGGGGAUGGCACUCUUCUUGUUCUUGGUCGUGGACCCUUUUUCUCGUUGCGAAGUUUGUUGCAUUUUCUGGACUUGGGCAGGGCAACAUUGCAGAGAAAUGUUUAUUUGAUCGACGAAGAGCGAGAGAGCACAUAUCGAGAGCGGCGAUGAGUGGAUGCGGAUACCAAAUGUGAAUACGCUUGAGGUUAUCCAGUUCGGGUCUUAAUCGGAAAAAUGCCUGCUUUUAUGUGCGAACCUGC